UUUUUUGAACCACUGCAGUACUCUGCUGGUCAAUUUUUACCGAUAGCAGCGGCUACUAUGGCUGCUGUAGAGCCAGGUGCAGCCGCAUCCGCUACAUACGCGGUUGCAUAGGCGACCCUCGACCGUCGCCUGGGCAACACGAUAUCUUGGCACGAUAACGCAUGCCAAGAGGUGAGUGAUCGUCCUGGAAGGCAUCGUUGGAAAAAAGAAUGCAGCAGCACGGAGAAUCGUCACACAAAACCUUGUACCUGGUUUUAUUCUACCUGCGCAUUCUUCGCUAUGCCUUGCAAGGCCACUAUAAAACAGCGCUCUUGCAACCACAGACCACCACUUCUCCCAUCUUUCUUCAUACCAUCGAUAACUAGUCUUUUAAUUAUGAGCAGCCAAGCAUAUAGUAUUUUCAAACGCAAGGGGUCAAAGGGCUGGCACGUCUUUGACGGCCACGUGGACACCGUGGCGCAAGCUCGGAUGUACGGCCAGCUCCGCUACACACUGGGCUCGGAGCCCACCAAGAUCACGCUCUCCACCGCCAUAGCAGACUUUGAUGACGACGAGCGCACCGUGUUUAACACCACCACCAUUCCUCUACCAUCGACCGGCCAAGAGCUUCUGGUAGCUAACUCUGAUGCAUUCGUCACCAGCUUUGCUAUCAUCCAUGGGCCAAACACACGGAUUGAAGCAAAUGAGCGCGCCAAGGGCAUGGGCUGGAAGUUCACUGAUGCAUCAGACACAAAGUACAAGUGGGCGGUCGAUAUGUUCACAAUGAAGUGGGAGUUGCAAAACAGCAGAGGCACUGUGGCGACUUUCAGCGCUGGGUCUUUGAUACUCAAGGGGUUGGGCAUUUAUCAGUAGAGCCAGGUGUUGAUCGGGAGAUGAUCGAGGUUGUUUUGAUCACAUGGGGUUUAGUGGCCAGGAGUGUUAUGUAUCGUGAGGUGAUGGAGAAGUUGAAAAAUUCUACGUUUGAUGGCGAUAUUCCAGGUAUUAACGCCCAAUAAUUCAGAAUUAAUAGCCGCCACCACCAUCUGAACUAAUGGUUUUUAGACACUCCUCCGCCAACCAGUGUCAUAGAGUGCCUAUUCAAAUCGGUUUGAC
This is a messenger RNA of Linderina pennispora, 1092 nucleotides long. RefSeq lists its product as uncharacterized. The coding region runs from base 280 to 852 and encodes 190 amino acids. The transcript has a single exon. The record is from RefSeq and is a predicted model, not a curated record. NCBI's taxonomy places the organism in Eukaryota, Fungi, Kickxellomycota, Kickxellomycetes, Kickxellales, Kickxellaceae.